Neolamprologus brichardi is the source of this 1059-nucleotide messenger RNA. The record is from RefSeq and is a predicted model, not a curated record. NCBI's taxonomy places the organism in Eukaryota, Metazoa, Chordata, Actinopteri, Cichliformes, Cichlidae.
AUGGCUAGAGUCCUGCUGCUCGUUAUCCUUCUCUUUCCUUGGCCUGAAAUUACUGUGAAUCCACCUCUGAUCACAGAGACGGACUCAGUCACACUGAGCUGUCAGACUCCAUCAUCUGUUUCUGUGCCUCAGUGUGAUUUCUACAUUGCAAACUCAGUCACACUGAGCUGUCAGACUCCAUCAUCUGUUUCUGUGCCUCAGUGUGAUUUCUACAUUGCAAGCCAGAAACUGUCCAAAGGUUCCUCCUGUGUGCAGACACUGACAGCGACUGAGCUGCUGAACAUUGCACAGAACAGUUUACCUGCUGAGGUUGAAGUGAGAUGUUCUUACACUGUACAAAUUUAUACUUUUAAACGUACAUCUCCUGACAGCGAGCCAUCCACCAUCAACAUUAUCGAUCUUCAUCCACCUAAACUGACAGUGAGCCCACAGAUGAUCACAGAGACAGACUCAGUCACAGUGAACUGUCAGACUCCAUCAUCUGUUUCUGUGUCUUGGUGUUAUUUCAUCAUUUCAGGAGAUAAAACUGAUAAAGCAGCUCCUUGUCUGCAAACUCUGACAGGGUCUGAAUUUCUGUCAUGGACACGUCAAAGUUCACCUGUUACACUUGAAAUGACCUGUUAUUACCUUAAUAUACAGAAAUCUCCAGUCAGUAACAUGUCACCAAUCAUCAUACAGACUCCUCGGCCUGAACUGACAGUGAAUCCAGCUGUGAUCACAGAAACAGACUCAGUCACAGUGAACUGUCAAACUCCAUCAUCUGUUUCUGUGACUCAGUGUUUUUUGUACUUUAUGAGAAGAAGAAAAUCCACGUCAAUCUCCUGUCAGCAGACACUUACAGCAACUGAGAUCAUCUUUAUGGCACAGCAGAGUUCACCUGCUGAGGUUCAAGUGGCAUGUUUUUACAUGACAGAGCGUAAAGGAGGACAAUACCAGUCUCCUCACAGCAUCAUAUCCUCCAUUAGUAUACAACGUGGCGCUCUGCGUAUUCCUGACAAUGGGCACAUCAAUCUGUUCAGGGCAGGUGGCGCUGUCCCCGAUGUCAAAUUUGGCAGUUGA